Messenger RNA from Punica granatum (pomegranate), 2000 nucleotides. The record is from RefSeq and is a predicted model, not a curated record. Lineage: Eukaryota; Viridiplantae; Streptophyta; Magnoliopsida; Myrtales; Lythraceae.
GCUUCCCCUUCCACAUUAAACAUCUCAUCACUUUCCCGCAGACACCCAUAGCAGAAACGCACUUACAACUAUGGACACAUUCAAGUCCUUCAAGGGCUACGGCAAGGUCGACGAGGCCAACGAGCAGGCCUUCCGGAAGAAGACCCGUCGGCGCCUCAUCAUCGCCGGAGUGUCAUUCGUUGUCCUCCUGCUGAUCAUUGCUGGGGCUAUCGCAGGCACGAUCAUCAGCAAGCGCAGCUCCGGUUCCAAGAGCUCGGCCUCAGCGCCGCCUGCCACGGAGGUGACCCCGGCGACCUCGCUCAAGGCCGUAUGCAGCGUGACUGAGUACCCCGACUCGUGCUUCUCUAGCAUCUCGUCCUACGAGACCGCCAACACGACCGACCCCAAGCAGCUCUUCAAGCUCUCCCUCCAGGUUGCGGUCCGGGAGGUCGAGAAUUUCGCUAAUUACGUGAGCACAGCAGCGGCCAAGAUCAACAGUGACAACCAGACCAAGGCAGCAGUGGAGGUGUGUGGGGCCGUGAUCGACGACGCCGCGAGCCAGCUCAAUGACUCGGUGUCCCUGAUGGAUGCGAAAUCAGGCGAGAGCCUGUCCACCGCUAAGAUCAGCGACAUGAGGACUUGGCUCAGCUCGACCAUUACCAAUCUCGACACUUGCUUGGACUCGCUCGAGGAAAUGAACUCGACAUUGCUCGGUGAGUUCAAGGCUCGGGUUGAGAACUCGACCGAGUUCACGAGCAACAGCCUGGCCAUUGUCACCAAGAUCCUGAACGUGCUUUCCAACCUGAACAUCCCGAUUCACCGGAAGCUCCUUGGGUCUGGGGACUUCCCUGCCUGGGUCCGGCCGGCGGACAGGCGGCUCCUCCAGGACGACGCAGCCUUCACACCGAACGUGACGGUGGCAAAGGAUGGGUCCGGGGACUGCCUCACUAUCAAGGAAGCGGUCGACAAGGUCCCUAAGAAGAGCACUUCAAGGUUCAUUAUACACGUGAAGGCAGGGAAAUAUGUGGAGAACGUGGUCAUGGACAAGAACAAAUGGAACGUGAUGAUGUAUGGUGACGGGAAGGACAAGAGCAUUGUGUCGGGGAGCUUGAACUUCGUCGACGGGACCCCGACAUUCUCAACAGCGACAUUCGCUGUGGCGGGUAAAGGCUUCAUUGUAAGGGAUAUGGGGUUCAUUAACACGGCAGGUGCGGAGAAGCACCAGGCGGUGGCAUUCCGUUCGGGAUCCGACAUGUCGGUGAUGUACCGGUGCUCAUUUGAUGCGUUCCAGGACACACUUUACGCCCAUUCAAAUCGACAGUUCUACCGGGACUGCGACGUCACCGGCACAAUCGACUUUGUGUUCGGAAACUCUGCUUCGGUGUUCCAGAACUGCAAGAUCAUGCCUCGCCAGCCCAUGGCCAACCAGUUCAACACCAUCACAGCCCAGGGCAAGAAGGACCCAAACCAGAACACCGGCAUCUCGAUCCAGAAAUGCACGAUCUCCGUCAACGGCAAUGUGACGGCCCCAACCUAUCUUGGCAGGCCUUGGAAGGUCUACUCCACCACUGUGAUCAUGCAGUCCACCAUUGGGACGUUCCUACACCCUAGGGGGUGGAUGGAGUGGGUCCGUGGGGUGGACCCGCCGGGGACGAUCAACUAUGGGGAGUACCUAAACACCGGACCUGGGGCAAGCACAGCCCAGCGGGUUACAUGGGCUGGGUAUAAGCCUGCCCUUACAGCGAGCGAGGCUGCAAAAUUUACGGUCGAGCAAUUUAUUGAGGGAAGCAACUGGCUGCCGCAAGCUAGCGUGACCUUCGACUCGACUUUAUGAUUUGUGCAUUGACAUUGAGAUUAAUUAGUUAGAAUGUAUUUGCAAUUCGUUAAAUAGGACGAAAAAGAAGAAGUAAAAAGAGAGUCUGUACUAAUUAUUUUGCUAAAAAUGUAUUCCCUUAUCGCUUGGACGAUAGAGUACUCAACCGAUGAAGUUUUUCAGCGUUGUAUAGAUUUACAUUGCAUUA